Cephus cinctus (wheat stem sawfly) is the source of this 2058-nucleotide messenger RNA. RefSeq names its product translation initiation factor eIF-2B subunit gamma (gene eIF2Bgamma). Gene Ontology annotation, cellular component: guanyl-nucleotide exchange factor complex; eukaryotic translation initiation factor 2B complex. The transcript is spliced from 6 exons. Bases 267 to 1658 code for a protein of 463 amino acids. NCBI's taxonomy places the organism in Eukaryota, Metazoa, Arthropoda, Insecta, Hymenoptera, Cephidae. The record is from RefSeq and is a predicted model, not a curated record. Gene Ontology annotation, molecular function: guanyl-nucleotide exchange factor activity; translation initiation factor activity. Gene Ontology annotation, biological process: biosynthetic process; cytoplasmic translational initiation.
UUUUUUUUAAUAAAUUUUGCAGCUUGAUGGACAGGCUCAUGAUUCCAUUAAUCUAACUGUCAAAUAUUUAUUACUGUAAUAAAAUUCUGUUGUAAGUUGUAGUAUUAUUCGGUAAUUUAUUUCAUGUACUUACUGUGUUGAAAUUGAAGUAUCUAUUAAUUAUAUGAGGUAACUUAUUAAUGUUAAUUGAUGGAAUGCAUGGGUAACAGUAGGAUAGGGUAAAUGUAAGAAAUUAUAAUAAAAGGUUAAGGAGAAUCUUGGUAAACAUGGUCCAUUGUACGGAAUUCCAAGCAGUUGUUCUAGCUGGAGGUAAAGGCUCACGUAUGACAGAGCUUACAGCUGGACGACCUAAAUGUCUUCUACCUAUUGGCAAUAUGCCUAUGAUUUUCUAUCCUUUACGUCUUCUUGAACGUUCUGGAUUUCAUGAAGCAAUAGUUGUGGUAUCUGAAUCAGCAAAGUAUGAUGUGGCUGCAGCAGUUGACAAAUUGGAUCUUGAAAUAAAAUUGGAUUUUGUUGGCAUUCCUGGUGGUGAAGAUUUGGGCACAGCAGAUUCUAUCAGGCUAAUUAAUGAAAAAAUCCAUGUGGACUUUGUGGUAAUCUCUUGUGAUUUGAUUACUGAAAUUGAUAUUGCGGAUAUUCUUAAUUCCUAUCGGAAACAUAAUGCUAGCAUAACAGCUCUAAUCGUACCUGCUCCAAAAGUACCAGAUGAUUUUGUAACUCCAGGACCAAAGAGUAAACAAAAACCAGAAACAGAUCUAAUUGGUAUUGAUAAUGAAACUGGACGGUUAGUAUUUCUAGCAUCUGCAUCUGAUUUUGAAGAGACUAUCAAUUUAUCAAGAAAACUCCUUAAAAAGCAUACCAGCUUCACUAUCCAUUCAAAAUGGAUGGAUGCACAUCUGUAUGUUAUUAAUAAAUGGGUUUUAGACUUCUUGGUUUUUAACAAGAGUUUUAGUACACUAAAGGGUGAGUUAUUGCCUUAUAUAGUUGCUAAACAGCUGUCUCGACCACCUAGGCAAUCCGCAGAUGACAAAAAUACUUCAAUCGUACGACUAGACACUAAAGAAGACAUUUACCGAUUCGCUGUUGAAAAACCGCUGGAUACAUUAAUAAGAAAAAUGUCUGCCUUUAAUGACCACAAUACGGAUCUUGAGGAAGCGUAUCAUGGGGAUGUGAUACGUUGCUAUGCUCACAUAGUGACAGGAAAGUUUGGUUUAAGAACCAAUACCAUCCAAAUGUAUGCUUUAGCCAAUAGUGACCUAUCAAGAUCUACAAAUUCAGAAUGGUGGAAUACGCUAACCGAAGGCAAGAUUUCAGUACCUGAAAUAUCUGCUAGUGCAACAGUAAAAAGUACUCAAGUAGAAAACUGUCGAAUCGAUGAGAAUGCAUUUAUAGAUGAAAAAACCUCAGUAAAACAAAAUCAUAUUGGACCCAAUGUUGUCAUUGAACCAAAGACAAGAAUAUCACAAAGUGUUAUAAUGGGAAAUGUAACGAUAAAGCAAAGAUGUGUGAUUACAAAUUGCAUCCUAUGCAAUGGUUGUGUCAUUCAAGAGGGAUCUGAAAUAAAGGACUGUCUUGUAGGAGCACAACAUAUUGUGGUAGCUGACAGUCGUCACUGUCGUGAAGUUCUAACCGAUGUGGAUAGGCUUAUGGAAAUUUAAUUGUAUUUAAAAUGUGAACAAAUUUAUAAUAUAAAAUUGUAUAUGAGAUACACUUUUAAUCGUUUAAUUUUAUACCCACUAUCAAGUUCAACUAUGAAAGAUUUUCAAUUUUAUACAAAUGUUACGAAAGUUGAGCACCGUUUCUUAUUAACUUUUUCAUGGAAUGUUUUUCGAGGCUCUGGGAGCAAUUUCCGGUCUACAGCGGCCAUAUUGGAAUGUGCGCCGGGUGUCAUUUUGCAACGCGCUAGUUCAUCUCUUUUGAAGUGAUCCUUCGUAUAAAAUGACGAAGGGUACAUCAAGCUUUGGUAAGCGGCGUAAUAAGACCCACACGCUGUGUAGGCGAUGUGGCCGCAGCUCAUACCAUAUCCAAAAGUCACAAUGUGCUCAAUGUGGCUAUCCU